GGCAGAUCCUUCGCCCUUGUCACGCCAUUUGGCCAGAUCAUCUCUUGGCAAGGACAAAGCACCCGUGUCGGAUAAGAAGGCCAUGCGACGCUACUCACACAAUGCAGUGGAACGACGCCGGCGUGACAACAUCAACGAGUCGAUCCAAGAACUGUCGCAUAUCGUGCCAGCUACCAUGCUAGGGACAGCAGCGCCUCAGACACACAGCCCACCUCCACAGGCCUCUCCCGUUGGCGGCAACACGGUACCUGCGGCCAAGCCCAACAAGGGUGUCGUGCUGCGCAAAUCUAUUGAGUACAUUGGCAUGCUUCGCUCAGAACUGGACCGACGGAAUGAGCGCGUACGAGUGCUGGGUAUACCUUCUUGAGAGUGAAAUGAAACAUGGCUAACGUGAAGAAUCGGAAAUUCAGCGGUUGGGUGGUGUUGUGCCUGCUGAACGGCCUGUUGUCCCUACAAGUCCAUUAUCGAUGUGGCAGGACGAAUCUGCCAU
Protomyces lactucae-debilis is the source of this 490-nucleotide messenger RNA. RefSeq names its product helix-loop-helix DNA-binding domain-containing protein. The coding region runs from base 83 to 367 and encodes 94 amino acids. The record is from RefSeq and is a predicted model, not a curated record. NCBI's taxonomy places the organism in Eukaryota, Fungi, Ascomycota, Taphrinomycetes, Taphrinales, Protomycetaceae. The transcript is spliced from 2 exons. Gene Ontology annotation, biological process: regulation of transcription by RNA polymerase II. Gene Ontology annotation, molecular function: protein dimerization activity; DNA-binding transcription factor activity, RNA polymerase II-specific; RNA polymerase II cis-regulatory region sequence-specific DNA binding.